CUCAUCCGUGAGAUCAGCAUAGGAUUAAUUCAAAUGGCACAAAGAGUCCUGGAGGACUUCAUUGAGCUGGAAAUGAGGUGCAAUGAUGUACUGAGAACCACCACUGCACAGCAGUUCCCACAGAUUGGCAAAAAAGUUAAAAGCUUUAAAGAAAUGUGCUCUGACUACAAGCUAGAAUUCCAACAAAAUUUGGCCAAGAAACUUCCAUCAAUCCGAGGAGGAGAAGAAGAGGAAGCCCAGCUUGCAGAGAUCCUGAAAAAGAGACAUUCUUCACUUUUCAACAGCAAAAACCUGAACGAGUGGAUGGACUGUAAAGACACUGAAAUCAGUAUAUUAAAAUCCUCCACUCAAAAGAUAAAAAACCUUAAAAUCAUUGCAUUGCAAAGUCAUCUAUAUCAAGAAGACCAUGCCCUGUGUUUCAUUUUCACCUCAUUGGGAAAGGAUGAAUCAUACCUCUCAUCUUUAUCAGAGUAUUUAAAUGGAACAAAUGAACAUGAUGACCCUAAAAAUGACUACACUAAUGAAAUACAGGAGGAACAAUGGUACCUUUCAAAAGACGUAACAGAUGAAAUGAGGAAAAAAGCAAAACUCUUCAGUGAUUUUGCAGAGGCCAACAAGGAAAACAAGAACAUUAAGUUCCUGACAGUGGGUUUAACUAAUGAGACACUGGAAGGUUCCAGCAUCUACCUUUAUGAAGGUGGAUUUCCUGUCAGUGAGAACUUUGAGCCUCCUUCAAAGCCUGAAACUGUGACAGCAGCUGACAUAGACCACGACAGUGUGACACUGAAGAUUUGUCCACCCAGAUUUGGAGAAGAGAACAUCACCUCCUACUCUGUUGAGUACUGUGUCAGUGGAGAGGAUGGAUGGCAGCAAAAGACAGAAGCAAUGGCUGAAGAAGUCACAGUGAGAGAUCUGAAGCCAAACACAGAAUGGAGGGGCAGUCCCACAUGUUCUUCCUGGAGCAAGGACUACACCACCCAUGAGGCUACAGUCUGA
Molecule: messenger RNA, 996 nt
Organism: Oreochromis aureus
Lineage: Eukaryota; Metazoa; Chordata; Actinopteri; Cichliformes; Cichlidae
Product: verrucotoxin subunit beta-like
Exons: 2
Coding region: 34-996 (320 amino acids)
Molecular function (GO): protein binding
Source: RefSeq, a predicted model, not a curated record